AUGGAGAAACAUCCUCAAUCACCGUUUGUUGAAUCUGUUUCCGCGCCAUUGACGUUCAGUGAUACACUCUCCCCACUGAGGACAACCACCAGCCGGCGGAGCGAUGUGCCUACUGCCCUUCGCUCGCCGUGGCGACAUUCGGUGUCGACUCGCCAUGGGCCCCUUCCAACAUCGCGAACGGUGAGGGAGUUUAGAGCGGGCCGCCAACGGCGCAGACUGUUCGCUCAAGGAUUCACGCAGUUCCUCAUCACCGUUAUUAUGUGCGGUCUGCUCGCGGUUUGCCUGGCCGUGUUCGGGAGACUUUCUUGGAUGUCGGUGCACCAAGUCAAGGCUUUCAAUGCGUUGAUUGUGCUGCUCUCUCUCUUCCUCGGGAACAAUCUAACAAGCUCGUUCAAGGAAAUGGCACUCAUUGUGCGGUGGAGGAUCUUGGCCGCAAAUUAUCGCUCACUCGACGAGUUCGACCUCAUCAUGCACUGCGAGAGCUUACGGAAAGUUUUGAAAUUGUGUUGGGUCGCUAGAGAACGUGGACGAGCUUUGUUCUGGCUCAACAAAACGCAACUACUGUGUUUAGUGUGGGUUGGCGUCAACAUCCUGCUCCAGAUCCUCGUUGCCCUGCUCGGUCUUACAUACAAUCUGGACACCUCAACUAUUCCGGCUCGGAGACUCGGUUUGAUCAGUAUCGCAAACUUUAGUAUCAUCGAUGAUCCAUGGACCACCACCGAUCCUGGUUUUGACUCACAGCUAGGCUCGUCAAACAUUUAUGGCAGUCAGUCUCAAUACUAUGCUUAUCAACCUGUUGAGCCAGAACUCAGUGGGGAUGCAGCUGUUUGGGGUCGACCGAGCAGCCCGACAAUAUACUACAACAAGAACUACACGACAUUCACCUAUGUGUUUGAAGACUCGAACCCUGCGAACCCUGAUCUCACACUUCUCAGCUAUCGAAACAUCAGCGCAACCACCACAUGCGUGAAACUUGAAAUUGUGCAAGGUGGCAAUGGCAGUAGUUCGAUCCUCACCUUCAUUGACGAGAACCGUGUACAACGGACGAUCAAUGUAGCUCGAGUGGGACCUGGAGCAAUGACAUACGUUGGCGUACUCAACUCGACCUGCGGUCCGCGUUGUACAAACAUCAUGGCACUGCAGAGUGCGAAUGGCGACACCAUUCCGACACCAUCAUUCUUCAGCUGCCAGAACACCAUGACACCGAUACAUGGCAUUGAACGCUAUUUGAUGGGCAACGCAACCGAGGCGGCAUUCCAGAUACCGGAGCUACAGACGCGAAUGCUCGCAGGCGCCAUCGGCUGGACAGGCUUCAACUUCACCAUGGGAGACACAUACCAGUAUGCACGUUACCCAACGCAAUCGUGGUGGAGUCCCAAUUUCCCAGCCAACGAGACCCGGAUCGCGAUGAACAUAAUGGAGUAUAGCAUUGGAGCCGUGGCGUCCUUCGACUACAACGGGCCCCGAAGCAACGUGACCGGAUACUAUCCGAUUCCAGCACAGGAGGUCGACAUCCAAUGGAAGUGGUCAGCGACCAUCCUCGUGGUCACACCGUUUGUCCACCUGAUCGCGCUGGUCUGUGUAAUUGCCUGGGGCAACUCGGCCAUCAUUCGAGACGCGAGUUGCCUGAGCACGGCGAAGCUGCUGCGGCCGAUCGUGGAGAAAUUGGGCGACAGCGGAUGUCUGCUGAGCGGGCAAGAAAUCGCUGAAGAGUUGGAGUCAGUCCGCGUCAAAUACGGCUGGAGGGAGCCCGCCUCUGCGUUGGUGUUCAGUAAUGAGAUCGACCAGCAUUAUGUCAGGCACGUUGAUAUCCUGGAGGAGCAUGAGGGGUUUGGGGAACAAGGCUCCAUGCCACAGGGGAGGUAUGAUGGAUUGGGCGUGGAAUCCGAUCGAAAAGACCAGUGUUUGCGAGAUUUCGAUGAGCGGGCAGCUUUGCUACAGAGGCGCAGAACACGGCGAUCCAUGAGUCUGUGA
This is a messenger RNA of Exophiala bonariae, 1974 nucleotides long. RefSeq lists its product as uncharacterized. NCBI's taxonomy places the organism in Eukaryota, Fungi, Ascomycota, Eurotiomycetes, Chaetothyriales, Herpotrichiellaceae. The transcript has a single exon. The coding region runs from base 1 to 1974 and encodes 657 amino acids. The record is from RefSeq and is a predicted model, not a curated record.